This is a messenger RNA of Paramecium sonneborni, 816 nucleotides long. Lineage: Eukaryota; Ciliophora; Oligohymenophorea; Peniculida; Parameciidae. The record is from the annotation of a GenBank genome assembly.
AAAAAGAUUCCCUUAAUAUGCAUUUCUAAACUUUCUUAGAUGAGCCCAUUAAAUAGUCCUCUUACCAUUAAUUAUAACAAGAAGGUAUUUUAUGCUUAACUAUUCAAUCAGUCAAUGAAUAAAAAGAAUAAAAAGUUAAAUCUGAUAUUUAGAGCCUUGAGUAAAUUUGGGUUUCAUGGUUAACCCAAUAACAGAUGUCUUAAAUAUAAACUGAUGAAAUUUAAAAGAAAAGUGAGGCAAUAGAUGUAGAAUGUACAUAAGAGACUAAUGUAUUUGUAUUUAUUAUAAGAUAGGCAGUUGAGAAGAAUGCUUAACUUAAAAACUUCUUUGAAACACUUAAAUCAAGGAUAAUCAAUGAAAAAUUAUAUUGUACAAUGACUUAAACAUAAAUCACUCAAUUUUUUGAAGAAGCCACAACACAAAUUUAAAACAAAAUCAAACUCUAUGAAGACAUCUAGAAAUUAAAAUUGCUAUAAAAUUAUCCAAGUAUAAUAUAUUUUUAAUAUUCCUUUUAGCAAAUACUAAGAGGACUUAUUCUAAAUCUGCUAACAUGAUACUCAAAAAAUGGUUGAUUGAAAAUUAUAACAAUCCUUAUCCAAAACCUUAAUAGAUAGAGUAAUUAGUAUAAUAAACUAAUUUAACAAACAAAUAGGUAUUAAUAUUCAUCAUUUUUUAUAGGUUUUAAAUUGGUUUAUUAAUGCUAGAAAUAGUCUUAAAAAUAAAGCAAGUUAAGACAAGAAAUUUAAGCACAUCGUUGAGUGUAAAUUCAAAGAACUUGCUAUAAUAAAAAAAAAAAAAAAAGAACUAAGUAUUUGA